GAUAUGUGUUUUGGCUAUACAGAUUUCUCCAGAGGCUAAUCUUACUGCUUUUUGGUAAUGACACUGUCAAAAAACUAAAAAAACUAGACUUGUACCCCGAAAGGGACCGACUGGGUGACGUUGCCUGUGGUCAGCUGGGCAUCACGGCCACUCCUGCCUGUGCUCUUUCCUGCCUCCCAGAAGAGAAGCCUGGAACUACGUUUCCCAGAGACCCCUUUUAUAUGUGACGUCUGCCAGGUGGAAGCACUCCUGGGAGACAUGGAAGGCUGAAGAAAGACUGUUACUCACAGGGGACGGUUCCGCCAGAUGUGUGGGCCGAGGCCAGCGUGUGGGUUACAGCAGCAGCAGUCAAGCUCCCCUAAGAGGAAGUUUGGCGUGGUGGUGGUUGGUGUUGGCAGAGCUGGCUCCGUGCGGAUGAGGGACUUGCAGAACCCACACCCUUCCUCAGCGUUCCUGAACCUGAUUGGCUUCGUGUCCAGACGAGAGCUCGGGAGCAUUGACGGAGUCCAGCAGAUUUCUUUGGAAGAUGCUCUUUCCAGCCAAGAGGUUGAGGUCGCCUAUAUCUGCACGGAAAGCUCCAGCCAUGAGGACUACAUCAGGCAGUUCCUUAAUGCUGGCAAGCAUGUCCUCGUGGAAUACCCCAUGACACUGUCUUCGGCAGCAGCUCGGGAACUCUGGGAGCUGGCUGAGCAGAAAGGAAAAGUCUUGCAUGAGGAGCAUGUUGAACUCUUGAUGGAGGAAUUUGCAUUCCUGAAAAAAGAAGUGGUGGGGAAAGACCUGCUGAAAGGGUCACUUCUCUUCACAGCUGGCCCGUUGGAAGAAGAGAAGUUCGGCUUCCCCGCGUUCAGUGGCAUCUCUCGCCUGACCUGGCUGGUGUCCCUCUUUGGGGAGCUUUCUCUUGUGUCUGCCACUUUGGAACAGCGAAAGGAAGAUCAAUAUAUGAAGAUGACUGUGUGCCUGGAGACAGAGAACAAGAGUCCGCUGUCAUGGAUUGAAGAGAAAGGGCCCGGUUUAAAACGAAACAGAUAUUUAAGCUUCCACUUCAAGUCUGGGUCCCUGGAGAAUGUGCCAAAUGUAGGUGUCAAUAAGAACAUUUUCCUGAAAGAUCAAAAUAUAUUUGUGCAGAAACUCUUGGGCCAGUUCUCGGAGAAGGAACUGGCUGCGGAGAAGAAACGCAUCCUGCACUGCCUGGGGCUUGCGGAGGAAAUCCAGAAGCGCUGCUGUCCCGGGAAGUGAGGCCACGGCACUCCCAAGAUGGGACCAGAGUUUGGCUCUUACCGGGAGUUGAUCUUUAUCUCCAUUCUUACAAUUAAACAUGUUGGGUAAACA
Messenger RNA from Microcebus murinus (gray mouse lemur), 1329 nucleotides. NCBI's taxonomy places the organism in Eukaryota, Metazoa, Chordata, Mammalia, Primates, Cheirogaleidae. The record is from RefSeq and is a predicted model, not a curated record.